AUGGCUGCCGAGGACAAGUUUGAAUCGGUUCUUUCGACGCGCUACUGCAAGAACAGUCCGCUCGUGAAGAUCCUUUCGGAGACGAACAAAGCGACCCUCUGGAGACAACUGUGGAUCUGGCUUGCCGAAUCGGAAAAGGAGCUGGGGCUGAAACAAGUCACUCAAGAAGCGAUUGACGAAAUGAAAGCCCAAAGGGACCACUUUGAUUGGCCGUUCAUCCGAGCCGAAGAGCGCAAGUUGAAGCACGACGUGAUGGCUCACAAUCACGCGUUCGGGAAGAUCUGCCCAACGGCUGCCGGGAUCAUUCAUCUCGGAGCCACAUCGUGUUUCGUUCAGGACAACGCCGACCUGAUCGCCUAUCGCGAAUCCAUCGAUCACAUUCUCAAACGGUUCGCCACCGUCAUCGACCGUCUCGCCGUGUUCUCUCUGAACAACAAGGAAGUCGUGACGGUCGGACGAACUCAUUACCAAACGGCUUCUCUCGUUACCGUCGGAAAAAGAGGAGUUCUGUGGGCUCAGGAGCUUUUAAUGGCGUUCCAGUCACUGGCCGAGUUCCGUGAUAAGAUGAGAUUCCGUGGGAUCAAAGGCGCCACCGGAACGCAAGAUUCGUUCCUCACUCUGUUCGCGGGAGAUGAGAGCAAAGUGGAAGACUUGGACGAGUUGGUGACCAAGAAGACCGGAUUCGCCCGACGCUUCCUCAUCUCAGGACAGACAUACUCCAGACAACAGGACUCGCAGCUAGUCUUCUCGCUCUCCUUGCUCGGAGCAGCCGCCAAGAAAGUCUGCACGGACAUUCGCAUUCUGCAGGCGUUUGGAGAACUGCUCGAGCCGUUCGAGAAGGACCAAAUCGGAUCGUCUGCGAUGCCGUACAAAAAGAAUCCGAUGAAAAGUGAAAGAUGCUGCUCACUGGCCAGAAAACUCAUCAAUGCUCCUCAAGAGGCGCUCACAAUCCUUGCUGAUCAAGGACUUGAACGGACACUCGAUGACUCGGCUGGAAGAAGAAUUCUGAUUCCGGACGUUCUUCUCACUUCUGAGGCUCUUCUCACUACUCUUCAGGUGCGUCCUUUCAGUUAAAAGACCCCUUCACUUUCUCUGUUGCAGAACAUCUUCGAAGGGCUCACUGUCCAAACUGACAAUGUCAAGAAGAUCGUGGACGACGAGAUAGCAUUCCUCGGACUCGAGAAGGCAAUGAUGAUGCUGACCGAAGAAGGCGUUGAUAGACAACAGGCGCACGCUGUAAUCCGGAAGACUGCCCUCGACGCGAAGCAAUUGCAAGCCACUCAGAAGGUCGACAUCCGUCAGACAUUGGCCGAUCCGUUCUUUGACUCGGUAACUUAUAUUUCCCUUAUCUUUUCUCAGUCACUUCUUUUUCAGGUUCGCGAACGUAUCGUCGGACUCGUCAACAAUCCGAUCAACUUCACCGGUCGAUGCGUUUCCCAAACGGAGAACUUUAUUGCAAAAGAGCUGAAGCCGGCCAUCUCCAAGUAUUUGGAUCAGUCUGCCGGGAACGUUCACCUCGAUGUCUGAAUUAGUCGACUCUUUAUUCUUUCUACUUUCCGGUUUUGUAGCAAAGUAGUUGUGAUUUUCAUCCCUUGUUGAUUCAAAUUUGAAUAAACGUUGGUUGCCUCCUUCCCCGUUCGCCCCGUUUUGUCACGUAGCUUAUCGUUCUGCGAAUACUUCUUUCCCUCUUGUCGUCCCAUCUUAUUACCACCUAUUUUAGGCAUAAUGAUUCCCGUAAAAGAUGCUCUGUAUCAGUCGUGCUACUGCGAAGAGAACGUGUACAAACUGAUCGAGCGGGUCGGCAAAUGCGAAGGACUCUACGCGAUUUUUAUUUCGAAUGACUGUCAGAUGGUCCCGCUGUGGAUGCAGAAAUCGGCAGAUGAUCCAUUGUGAGAAAGCGUUUCGAGUUCAAUUAAUCUGAAUCUUUUGCGUUUCUUCAGAGGCUUUGUAGUGUGGGACUACCACGUAAUUGCGAUACAAAAGGAGAAAAAAGGCUCAAAAGUGUACGAUUUGGAUUCGAGAUUAGACUGGGGAGUGAGCUUCGAAACGUAUUGGAAAGAAACAAUGCGCUGGAACGACACCUAUUCAUCACGUUUCAGAAGGUUCGGCCGAACGAAUCCGGUUGUCAUGAUAUAAAAACAAUUUUCAGAAAAUUCCGUGUAAUAUCCAGUCCGGCCUACCUCACUCUCCUUUCCUCCGACCGUUCUCACAUGAAAAGUCCUGACGGAAAUUUUCUGAAACCGCCUCCAGAGUGGCCUGUGAUUAACCCACAACUGCCGUCGAAUCUCAUGCAACUCAUCAAGUUUUCGGAACAUUUCGAUGACACUCAAGUGAUGAACGAACACGAAAUCUUCGGCUUCUUUUCCACGUAA
This is a messenger RNA of Caenorhabditis sp. 36 PRJEB53466, 2372 nucleotides long. Lineage: Eukaryota; Metazoa; Nematoda; Chromadorea; Rhabditida; Rhabditidae. The record is from the annotation of a GenBank genome assembly.